Molecule: messenger RNA, 4322 nt
Organism: Varanus komodoensis (Komodo dragon)
Lineage: Eukaryota; Metazoa; Chordata; Lepidosauria; Squamata; Varanidae
Gene: WDHD1
Product: WD repeat and HMG-box DNA binding protein 1
Exons: 26
Coding region: 202-3597 (1131 amino acids)
Biological process (GO): DNA-templated DNA replication; mitotic cell cycle; DNA repair
Cellular component (GO): nuclear replication fork
Molecular function (GO): chromatin binding; protein binding
Source: RefSeq, a predicted model, not a curated record
UACUGCUGGACUGCAGUGGCAGCCCCUCCCCCGGCCGGGACGCCCCUCUGUCCUGCUCUGCAGCACGUCCCCCCCUCCCCCCCGUUUGCGCCCCUUUAGUUAUGCUGCACUACAGCACCCAUGCCCCAUCCGGUCCGUCCCCCAAGUGUGCUGGACUGCAGUGGCCAUCAUCCGGAGCUCUGUGCUUCUGGGCGUUGAGCUAUGACACUUAGCGGCCUGCCUCUGAUCGAGAAAAUGUCUCCAUCACAAAAACCAAUGCGAUAUGGGCACACGGAAGGUCUCACAGAUGUCUGCUUUGAUGACACUGGAAGCUGCAUUGUAACUUGUGGCAGUGAUGGAGACGUCAGGAUCUGGGAGAGCUUGGAUGAUGACGAUCCCAAGUCAAUUAACGUGGGAGAAAAGGCCUACUCAUUUGCUCUCAAGAAUGGAAGGCUGAUUACUGCAGCAUCUAACAACGCUGUCCAGAUCCAUACGUUCCCAGAGGGCACUCCAGAUGGUAUCCUGACACGCUUCACCAUGAAUGCAAACCACGUGGUUUUCAAUGCCGAUGGGACCAGAGUAGCUGCUGGAUCCAGUGACUUUACAGUGAAAAUGGUGGAGGUGACUGACAGCAGCCAGCAAAAGACUUUUCGAGGACAUGAGGCGCCUGUUUUAAGUGUGGCGUUUGAUCCAAGGGACAUAUUUCUGGCAUCAGCAAGCUGUGAUGGUUUUGUCAGAGUGUGGAACAUUUCAGAGCAGACUUGCGAGAUGAGCUGGCUGCUGCUGCAGAGGUGCAAUGACGUGGUCAGUGCAAAAUCAAUAUGCAGACUCUCCUGGCAACCGAAAAGCGGAAAGCUGCUAGCCAUUCCGGUAGAGAAAGCCGUUCGGCUGUACCGGAGAGAAACCUGGGAACAUUGGCUGGAUCUGUCAGAUCACUCCAUUGCACAGCCCCUCAGCGUUGUGGCCUGGUCUCCGUGUGGGCAGUACGUGGCAGCUGGAAGUGUCGGUGGCUGUAUCGUCAUUUGGAAUGUGGACACCCAGGAGUGUCUGGAGAGGGUGAAGCAUGAAAAGGGCUACACCAUCUGCAGCUUGGCGUGGCACCCCAGAGGAGGUCAGAUCGCUUAUACAGACAUGGAAGGCAACCUGGGCCUUCUUGAGAACAUCUGUGCUGGGGAUGGAAAGAAAUCAGACCAGAAGGCACUCGCUUCUGCUACCAAAAGCUACAAUGACCUUUUUGAUGAGGACGGCGACGAGGACUUUCUGAAUGGAGAUAUGGCUGGCGAUGACUGGGGUGCAAAGGCAGUACCAAACGACGAAGAGGAAGAUGAUGACCUUAUGUUGGCAUCCGGACGUCCCAGGAACCGGGGAGCGAUCAUAGAGGAUGACGAGAACUCUCGAGAGACUGGGUUGCUGAAAGUUAACCCUGACCUUGACGAAGAAGAGGAUGAGCACCAAAGCCUUGUUCCAGUUCAGUCAACCCAGAGACCCUUCUAUGAUGGGCCGGUGCCAACUCCUCGGCAAAAGCCAUUCCAGGCUGGCUCCACCCCUGUACAUCUCACUCACCGAUUCAUGGCAUGGAACUCUGUUGGCAUUAUUCGCUGCUAUAACGACGAGCAAGACAACGCCAUUGAUGUUGAAUUCCACGACACUUCUGUACACCACGCGAUGCACUUGCCCAACUCUUUGAAUCACACAAUGGCGGCUCUUUCCAGUGAAGCUGUCUUACUAGCCUGCAAGAGCAGCGAGGAGCUAGCAAGUAAGUUGCACUGCAUCCAUUUUAACUCCUGGGACUCCAACAAAGAAUGGACGGUCGACAUGCGGCUGGAUGAGGAGGUCGACGCCGUUUGCCUGGGCCAGGGCUGGGCCGCCUGCGCCACGAGCACCCUCCUGCUCCGCGUGUUCACCACUGGGGGGUUUCAGAAGGAGGUGUUCAGCAUCCCUGGCCCUGUGGUGUCCAUGGCAGGGCACGGAGAGCAGCUGCUGGUGGUUUUCCACAAAGGUGUGGGCUUUGAGGGAGACCAGUGCCUUGGAGUGCAGCUGAUAGAGUUGGGAAGAAAGAAAAGGCAGAUCUUAUGUGGUGACUCACUUCCUCUUUCCAGAAAAUCCUAUCUGACAUGGGUUGGAUUUUCAGCAGAAGGUACCCCUUGUUACGCGGAUUCAGAGGGAGUCGUGCGCAUGCUGAACAGAGGGCUGGCUAAUACCUGGACUCCGAUUUGCGACAUGAGGGAGCACUGUAAAGGGAAGUCGGAUCACUACUGGGUUGUCGGCAUUCAUGAAAACCCUCAGCAGCUCAGAUGCAUUCCUUGUAAAGGAGCCCGCUUCCCCCCUACGCUUCCUCGCCCGGCAGUAGCUGUCCUGUCGUUCAAGCUUCCUUUUUGUCAGACUGCGACAGACAAGGGCCAGAUGGAGGAGCAAUUCUGGCGUUCUGUCUUGUUUCACAACUACCUGGACUACUUAACUCAAAAUGGAUAUGAACAUGAUGAAAGUGCCAAAGGGCAGGCAACCCAAGAACAGCAAAAUCUCCUGAUGAAAAUGUUUGCACUUUCCUGCACCCUAGAAAGGGAAUUUCGUUGCAUGGAGCUUGCUGAGCUCAUGACGCAGAAUGCCACCAGCCUGGCCAUCAAGUACGCCUCUCGCUCUCGGAGGCUGAUGCUCGCCCAGCGGCUCAGUGAACUGGCUGCAGAGAAAGCAGCAGAGUUGGCUGCUGCUGAAGAGAAGAGCAUGCCAGAGGAAGAGGAGCAGCCGGCGCAGGAGGCGGACCUCAGGACCCAUCGGAAUGCUGGUUACAGCAGCACCCCCACGGAAUGGAGCCAGGCUCGGGUCAGGAACCUCCAGCGCCAGCAAAGCAUGGAGACCUUUGAGGAUGAGGAAGACGACAAGCCAGAGGUGUCCAAACCCAGAUCUCCUGUGCUCAGCAGAGAUGUGGCUACUCCCAAAUCUGCUGUAAAUGUCCCCAGCAACCAAGGGCGUGUCAAUCCUUUCAAGGUAUCCAAUAGCCAAAAGGACCCGCUGGUUCCUUCACCUAAUAUUUUGGACAGCAUGACGAAACUGUUCAAGAAGACAUCUGUGCCCAAUGGCCGAGCUGCUCCAAGCAAGGAGAAGUGCCCCGUCAUCAAGCCGUUGACUCCCAAGCCCAAGUCAAAGCAGGUGCCAGCAGCUGCGUUUUUCCAACCCCGAACACCUAGCACUGAAAAGAGAACCAGCAAAGAGGGAGCAGAAGGAGUGGAACCCGCCCCAGCCGCUUCGCCGGCGAUGCCUGCGGACAGCGACAGUAAACGGCCCAAGACUGGAUUCCAGAUGUGGCUUGAAGAGAACAGAAGCUCUAUUCUGGCAGACGAUCCUCAUUUGGAAGAAACAGAAAUAAUAAAAGAAGGCAUGAGUCGAUUCAGAGCGCUUUCCUCCGAAGAAAGGAUGGCCUGGACUGAGAAAGCCAAAGGAAGAGAAGUUGGUGACCCAGCUGAAGGAAAAAAGAGGAAGCGCUUGGGAGCCGGUAAGAGGGACGGCCAGGAAGCUGAAGUCCAGGCCUCAGAAGCAGACACCAGCUCAGCCAAAAAGUCCAAAUCCUUUGAGGAGUCCACCAUCACGAAGCUGUCAGCGUUUGCAUACAAGCAAAGCUAAGCCCACCGACGCCUUUCUAAGGCUCCUUGCCGAACUUCAAGCUGCUGCACAGACCAGCCCUCCAAAGGAUCUGUGGUGGUGCUGAGCGUCCAGGCGAAGCAGCGCACCCUGGAAAUAGUGUCACACACCUACUGUAUGUGGCUUAAUGUUUUCUCUGUGUAGCACAGGCUACUUGCAAAAUGAGUUUUCCGUGAGUUUGUAGGUGUGAAGCAGUGUCCGUUUUCCACUGUGCCACUCAGAAGCUGGUCCUGGUAGGUCCUUUGCACCAAGCCAGGACCAGUUCCCCCUGAAUAAGGUUUGUUCUAAUGCUGUGUUACCAUUUGGCGAGGCAAAGAAGUAAUAGAAGAGCAAACGCAGCCUGACGGAUCAACAGAAGACCACACAGGGUCGAUACUGAGUUGCCGUUUACGUGUUUCUCAAAGUUUUAGACGAAGUUGAGCAACAUAGCAAAGCCUUUUGCAGGUGCGAUGGCGUGGCGGGUUCACCUGUCACCCAGCAAGGCUAGCAAAUGCCUCUGCCCGCCUCGUUGUGUGCUGGCAGGCGAGAUGACUUUGCGGUGAAGACCUCUUGUGAUCCUUCUGCAGUUUGGCCAGUUUGGGCAGGAGUCACACAAGCUGCGUCAGAUUUGUGCAGCGGAACCCCAGCCACAUACAGGAGAAUAAUCUUAGAAUGUUGCAUAUUUUGUGUUACUGGUGUUACUAAAUAAAGACCUUUUUAGAUCUCAA